GAUUUGGGUGGAGGAAGUUAGAAGCUGAAUAGGCUAUAUUAAUUAACUGGAAAGCGCUAUGUACGUCAAAUCUUAGGCUACAAGAUCUUGGUGUGUUAAGGAAUUCUCGUCUUACUCUCUGUAAGAGACCAACGUUUCUCUGAUAAAAUGGGAGACGUCAGUGAGGAGAGGCUAUUGAACUACAUUUAUUCUUUAGGUGGUAAAGUAAAAAAUGCAGAUAUAUUAAAAGAAUACAAACCCUUCAUAAGCCAUAACGACUUGCAACUGCGCGCCAAAUACAGGGAGGACUUCAAAGCCAUCAUUGACCGAAUCGCAGUGGUGAAGUCAGAGAAUGGGGAGAAAUACCUGGUUCUGAAGAAGCGCUACCGACAGCAGCUGCAGGACAGAGAGAGAAGUGGUCAGAUGUCGCUUGCUUGCACUACCCUUCUGUCAGAAGGAGCCAGGACCUCAGCUAUGCUUCACUCUCAGGAGGGCCAGCAUUUCCUGGGCACAGAUGUGGAAGGCAGCUACUCCGAACUGAAGGGGCAGAGGGAGAGAGGGGGAUCUACACCAAUAGUCUGGGAAGGACCAUCUAUCACCAUCACAGAGUCUCUGAGUCAGCAUGAUGAUCAGGAAGUAAAAAGAGAUUCAAUUGUUUUGAGGGAGACGUCCACACUGAACUCAGAGGACACCCCAGAGCCCACUGAUGGAGAGGAUGAGAUGGAGAAGGAGUCGGGGUCAAAGUCAGACAACGAGGAGGAAUGUGCUGGCAAUGACGUUUGUACCUCUGUGGCGCUGGACCCCGUAGAGAAGGACUGGCUUUACUCCGCUGCCUGUGCACAGGUCUCCCACCUCACACUGCUGCUUGAGCAGGAGCCUGCAUUGGUUAACAAAAAGGACUUCACCUCUUUUACAGCUCUGCACUGGGCCGCUAAGCAUGGCAAAGAAGACAUGGCCAGGGCCAUGCUUAAGGCUGGAGCGGACAUCAACACAAGAGCACAUGGGGGUUAUACUCCUCUUCACAUCGCUGCCCUGCACGGCCAUCGACAGAUAAUGGACUUGCUUGUAGGAACCUAUGGAGCAAAGGAAAACCUGCGUGACUACAGCGGACAUUUUGCUCACUAUUACAUAAGCCCAAGAGACUCAGCUGAUGAGGACAUUGAGCUGCAUGUCCCAGAGUGUCAUACAGUCCAGGUGAGUGAGCGCAAGAACAGGAAGUUGGUGUCAUUAUUCCACUCAAAGAAGAAGUGGGGUUCAGCAGAAGAGCUUGCCCCCGUGCCUGAGGAGAGGAGCACACCCCAUCAGCUCAUGAUUCCUGCAUUCCGGACCAGGAAGUUCUCCCGCUAAUAAUCCAGCAUCAACCGUUCACGACCUACAUGAAGACCAAAGCACACAGACUUAUUCUCGCACAAAAACAGAUAACAAUCACCUCAUACAUGCACAGAAUGUUCUUUUUUGCUUGCACAACACAGAUUGAACUGCCAUGCCAUACAUGUUAAGUUUGGAUAUGUUCAUGUCUCACACCCACACUCAUAGACUCACUAUCCAGCAACAUUCCUAGGCAGUUCCUAGCUCAGACAAAUCAAAUUUGUUCAGCUUUGCUUAUCAGGAGGAAACUCUUUCCACAUAGUUGGUUGAGAUGUGGCUAACAAUGGGGACCAUUUUGAUAUGUCUGUGUCGGAGAGGUUGAUUUCUUGGUUUAUUUAGGUUUCAUAUUUAUCCAUUAUUAAUUACCAAGUUUUUAAUGGAAUAAUUAUCUGAUAUUACAAAGUAAUCCAACUGAACAAAAUAUAUAUGUUAAAAUGUCCUUUAUAGGAUUUUUACACAUACAUAAACUAGUUUUAAAAGGGAUGACUCAAGUAUAUUUUCACCAUUUCCUUUCUGAAACACAAACAAUGCAAAGAACCAUUAGUUUAGGUAAUGUUGACAACAAAUGUAUAUUUGUAUAUAUUCUCGCCAAGUGAUACAUGUGAGCCAAGUGAUACCUGAUGUGCUUAAAUGCCAAGAAGUCCCAUUAUAUGCUUAACAGGAGUUUGUCAUUGAUUUCAAAGGCUUAGUGGUUCUCCUGAUGCUAUCACCCGAGCCAUUCAGUAUUGUCCAGUGACUUUUGUUGUCGCUUGACAGUCAGCUCAAUGGGCUAAAUUUAGCAUUUAUUGGUAGUGUCAUUUUUAAGAGUAGUGUUUGGGUGUAUCACUCUUAUCUUGAUUCAUUGUCUGUGUUACAUGAUAAAAUCAGGCUUGUUGCCAAGGCCAAGGGUUUUGUUGACACCAGAAGUGCUUGCCAUAUUGCUUUUUGCACACUGCUAAUCACAUAUAUUAACACUCAUUAAACUAUUUUGAUAUCA
This is a messenger RNA of Clupea harengus (Atlantic herring), 2323 nucleotides long. RefSeq names its product ankyrin repeat domain-containing protein SOWAHC. The record is from RefSeq and is a predicted model, not a curated record. Gene Ontology annotation, molecular function: protein binding. The coding region runs from base 148 to 1326 and encodes 392 amino acids. Lineage: Eukaryota; Metazoa; Chordata; Actinopteri; Clupeiformes; Clupeidae. The transcript has 14 exons.